Messenger RNA from Xylaria bambusicola, 2270 nucleotides. RefSeq names its product elongation factor Tu GTP binding domain-containing protein. Gene Ontology annotation, cellular component: cytosol; eukaryotic translation initiation factor 2 complex. The coding region runs from base 220 to 1728 and encodes 502 amino acids. The transcript is spliced from 9 exons. Gene Ontology annotation, biological process: formation of translation preinitiation complex; positive regulation of translational fidelity. The record is from RefSeq and is a predicted model, not a curated record. Lineage: Eukaryota; Fungi; Ascomycota; Sordariomycetes; Xylariales; Xylariaceae. Gene Ontology annotation, molecular function: translation initiation factor activity; GTPase activity; GTP binding.
CAGCGGAGGGGUGGUGGGGUUAAGUUUCCCGCCAGAAAUACAUCACAACUUCUGACUGGCAAUUUCUCUCUCUCUACCUAGUCACUUUCUCUAGUUACGCCACACUGCUCAACAACACAACACAACACAACGAUAACAACAGCUUGGAAGAAUCGCGAACACCGCUGGCCCACGCAACAACAGAGACACAGAACAGCCAGAGAAGAGAAACCCGCGACCAUGACGGUCGACAAGCCCGAAAACCCCGAGCACCCUGAGCUCGACUCCGGCUCGGAAAGCGGCUCAGAGUCCGAGACUGAGCAGCAACCCCAGUCCAUCCUCAAGAAUCCCAUAGCUGCCGCCCCUCAAGCCGUCGAGCGACCGCCUCUACCGCCUCAGACAGAUCCUAAGGAUCUCGACAUCUCGACUCUGUCGCCCACCACCCCCGAAAUCAUUGCCCGCCAGGCCACCAUCAACAUAGGCACCAUCGGCCAUGUCGCUCACGGAAAAUCCACCGUCGUCAAGGCCAUUUCAGGCGUCCAGACUGUCCGUUUCAAGAACGAGCUGAUCCGUAACAUUACCAUCAAGCUGGGUUAUGCAAAUGCCAAGAUAUAUAGGUGUUCCAACGAGGCAUGCCCACGGCCGACCUGCUUCCGAUCUUAUAAGAGCGACCAAAGAGUCGACCCCCCUUGUGAACGUGAAGGAUGUGGCGGAACCUACCAGCUCUUACGGCACGUCAGUUUCGUUGACUGCCCUGGUCACGAUAUUCUCAUGAGCACUAUGUUGUCAGGUGCCGCCGUCAUGGAUGCCGCCUUGCUUCUGGUUGCUGGUAACGAAAGCUGCCCUCAACCCCAAACUUCCGAACAUUUGGCAGCUGUAGAGAUCAUGAAAUUGGAGAACAUCAUUAUUCUUCAAAACAAAGUUGAUCUAAUAAAGAACGAAACCGCUAUGAAACAUUAUGAGUCUAUCCAGCAAUUCAUCCGUGGCACGGUCGCCAGCAAGUCACCUAUUAUACCCAUCUCUGCUCAACUGAAGAUGAACAUUGACUCUGUCAAUGACGCGAUUGUUAAUAUCCCCGUACCCGUGCGAGAUUUCUCCAUGGACCCUUACAUGAUGGUCAUUCGAUCCUUCGAUGUCAACAAGCCAGGUGCCGACAUUGAUGAGCUUAAGGGAGGUGUUGCCGGUGGUAGUAUCCUUCAUGGUAUGCUUAAGAUGGGUGACGAGAUUGAAAUUCGACCGGGUAUCGUUACGCGUGACGACAAGGGCAACCUGAGGUGUACCCCGAUCUUCAGCCGCAUCGUUUCCCUCAACUCCGAGGCCAAUGACCUCAAAUACGCUGUUCCUGGUGGUUUGAUUGGUGUUGGUACACGAAUUGACCCGACACUCUGCCGAGCGGAUCGUCUUGUUGGUUUCGUCCUUGGUCUCCGUGGAAGAUCCCCGGAUAUUUACGGCCAGAUCGAGGUCAACUUCUACCUGCUCCGACGUCUUCUCGGUGUCGCCGAUGGCAAACAGCGCAAGGUCGAGAAACUUGCCAAGAAUGAGAUUCUCAUGGUUAACAUUGGAUCGACAUCAACUGGUGCCAAGGUCGCAGCCAUCAAGAGAGAUGCUGCUAAGCUGGUUCUCACAAGUCCCGCUUGUACAAAUAUCGGAGAGAAAAUCGCUCUCAGUCGGCGUAUUGAAAAGCAUUGGCGUCUUAUUGGUUGGGCUACUAUUACGGCAGGUGACAUCCUGGAGCCUACUAGCAUGUAAAUGAGACAUGACAAAAAUAAACCAGCACGUUAAUCCACUACGACGACCGUGAGGUUUGCCAGUAAUACGUCUGACCUGUUUCUUGGUAACCUUGCCACUCAUCUUGAGAUAUCUCACUGGCUUGUUCUUGUUGUUGUCUCCUUGACGAAUUUCACGUGUGAACGGAUGACUUAUCAUCUAGCAGGCUAUAGCUAGACUUUUUUGAUGACGGAGAUUGCAUCAUGCCAUCGGUUCGGAAGGAGGGGCCAUUUCGGUAUGAUUGAUACAGGUUGGAGUCCGGACUGGUGUGAUUGGAAUUGCGGUUUUGUUGAAUAGCAUCUGGCGGCCAGGAAAAAGCAUCAGUUCAAAUGAUAGUGUGCUUAGAUAGUCUGGUAUCUAUUUGUAUUCAUAGAUGCGUUUCCGCGCCAGCGUACUAGCAUCUAGAAAACUAAAAGAACGAGUCGAAACAUAAGUAUUCAUUUCAAUCUUUGAUUCUAUUAAUCAAGAUUCACCUCACAUUUGAUCAACAAGCCUGUUGGGCGAAGCAAAUGAGGCCGUAGUUU